Molecule: messenger RNA, 6173 nt
Organism: Chara braunii
Lineage: Eukaryota; Viridiplantae; Streptophyta; Charophyceae; Charales; Characeae
Source: the annotation of a GenBank genome assembly
GGGUAACUAGAAGGGCUGCACUUCUAGUGUAUUCUGGACGAGAAAGACUGCCCGAUGGGAAACGGGCAGAAUUGUUCGUUAGGCCGUGGCAGGCAGGGCUGCUCAUUAUGGCGUGGCAGGCAGGACUACUCGUUGCAUCGGAUUUCUACCCGGUGGAAAGUGGUUGGUGUACUAUGGUUGAUGGUGCUGGUGAGUAUUCUUCUCGUAACUUCGGUCCCUAUUGCAGUAUCAGGGCAGCAGUCCUCUGGAGUUGAGACGUUUAUUAACUGCGGUGGCGAAGCCAUAACAGAUACAUGGGGUAGGACCUGGACGGCAGACUCGCAGGUCCCUGCGGACGGUAAUGUGUUGGAAACUACCGCACAGGAUGUGCUACCUCCCAGCCAGCCAAGGGCUCUGCCAAUGGCGGACCCGAUGCCUUAUCGUACCGCGAGGUUUUUCAGGAGCAAUGUCAGCUACACCUUUCCGAGCCCUGCAGGGACCAAUUUUUUUUUGCGGCUUCAUUUCACUACGGCCUACAUGGGUCCUGAGGCCGCUGCUUUUGCACCUAAAAAUUGUAGCUUCAAUGUGUAUGUGAACGAUACACUUGUACUGGCAGGCUAUUCGCCUCUCGCAAAGGCCCAGUCUAUACCCGAAAAGCCUAAUCCGAUUAAUCAGGUCGUUAUUGAAGAACUCAUCUUGACUUCCCAGGACGGUACUAUUGCUGUAUCACUUUCUCCGAUAUCAGAGGCGCAUUAUGGUUUUAUCUGUGGAAUUGAAGCAGUAUCGACCGCAGGAUUGUACGACAAAUCGUUGCCACCGGCGUAUUCUGGUCAUACUGUGCGUCGGAUAAACUGCGGAAGCACCAAUGAUGAAGUUCCGCCUAUCAGGGCAGGUGACCGGACAAUGCGGUGGUGGUCUAUUGACUCAGAAUGUCAGACAGGUGUCCCUCUUUCGACAUCAGCUAUAGGUGUCACUGGGGACAGGGAUCCAUUCUACGUUCCUGUCGAUGUACUGAGGACAUGGCGGUAUAAUGACAAGGAUGGUGUCAGUUACAUUUUUCUCGCGCUGGAGAAAAGCCGCAGUUAUCUUGUUCGACUGUACUUUUUCGAAGCUUUAGGUGAAACUCGCAGACGGGAAAUGAACAUCACCGUCCGUGGUUUUGGUCCAGCAGCUUCAGCUGGAGACGAGGCCACUGUUACAAACUAUGAUGUCGUGCGAGAUGGAGGUCGGUUGGCACCAGCAGUCGUUGAUCUUAUCUUUUUCCUGAACAGCACCACUGACCUGCAGAUCAUCUUAUGGAUUAGCGAGUGGACGGAGAUCCCUGAGGCGACAGUCAGUGGUAUUGAGAUUAUCAAACUCGGCCGCAAUGGUGAGUUGACGCUCGCUGACUCGGGGAGAGUUCCAGAGAGUAUCAUUGCUGGUACGUUUCCUACAGUGGACGCUGGGCCUGUUCUUCUUUCCUUUGCGGAGUAUCCAGGCAACUCGGAACUCCUGUCGGAUUGGGUCAAAUCAAAUGCUGAAGGAUUCACAAAUCCGUGCUACCCCCGGGCGUGGUCGAUGAUUGAGUGUACUUACGGUGCGGUUACGGCAAUCGACCUCUCCACAGCGCGGGGCGUUGCAGGACCGAUUCCGGCUCGGCUGGGGGAUCUGAGUGCACUGCGUGAGCUUAUCCUUAGCAAUCAGAAAUUUACGGGUCCCAUUCCUGAUUCCCUUGCUGACCUGGUCCACCUAGAGAAGCUGAAACUGGAUGGUAAUAUUGGACUGAAUGGGUCAGUCCCUGCUUCAUUUGGUCGGUUGUCCAAGCUGGAGGAAUUUGAUGUGAGCGGGACAGUGGUGGGCGGCCCGGUUCCCACAGCUCUUCUGGACUCGCCAUCGUUGAGCGUGGUUGCAGGCGAGUCUGAUCUCUGCGCUGCAGGCGACGCAACGCAAAAGCGACUUCUGAAACAGUGCCCGGAAGAGAGUGAGCCACCCUUCAGAGGACGAAUAGUGGCUGCCAUUCUUGGUGCAGUGGCGGGUGCAUGUGUGCUCGUUGGUGCUGGAGUCUUCGUCUACUUCAGAAAGUGCAGAGAUGACAGUUUCUUUGGUAUGAUGUCCAGCUCUGACAGUGGGGACGCAGCGAAAUCCAUGGGACCGCAGACAAUGAAAUUGGGCCGGCCAUUUACGUUUGCGGAAAUCGUCAAGGCCACAAACAACUUUGACCAUCGCCGCGUUCUUGGCUCUGGUGGAUUCGGGUCAGUAUACGAGGGCCAUCUUCCAGACGGCACUGUGGUGGCCAUCAAGCGCGGCAGUGCCGAGUCCCGACAGGGAAUCCGGGAGUUCCAGACGGAGAUCAGGACUUUGUCAAACCUCAGGCAUCGCCAUUUGGUGAGCCUGGUGGGCUACUGUGAAGAAAAUGGGGAGAUGAUUCUCGUGUACGAGUACAUGGCGAACGGUUCUCUUCGUGAUCACCUAUAUGCCGACGACGAAGAGUGGUCCUUGACGAAGAGCAGCCGGCAAUUUGUCCUCGACUGGAGGCAAAGGCUGAUGAUUUGCGUGGGAGCUGCUAAGGGUCUGGAUUACCUUCACUCUGGAGCGCAAGAAAUGAUCAUUCACAGGGACGUUAAGUCAACGAACAUCCUCUUGGAUGAUGAGUGGGUUGCCAAGGUUGCGGAUUUCGGGCUCUCAAAACUGGGACCCAGCAUGAAUGAAACUCAUGUCAGCACUGUGGUGAAAGGCAGCUUCGGCUAUCUGGACCCGGCAUACUUCAAGUCACAGCAGCUCACAGAGAAGUCAGAUGUCUACAGCUUUGGUGUUGUUCUGCUUGAAGUGAUCACAGCAAGGCCACCCAUCAGCCAGGGUGCUCCUGGAGAGCAGGUGAGUCUGGUCGACUGGGCGAAACCCUCUCUUCUUGCUGGGAGGGUCGAAGAGAUUGUCGAUCAGCGACUGACAAACUCGUACGACGUCCAAUCGCUACGCAAGGUAGCAGAGGUGGCGCUGCGCUGCCUCAACGAGAACAGGGAGGCCCGACCUUCAAUGGCCAGUGUCCUCCCUGGUCUCGAGGAUGCUCUGAUUUUGCAAGAGACAUCGGGCAGUGUCAUUCUCGAUCUUCCCCCUCGCCCCCCAGGCUCAGCGCACCGGAGUAAUCUUCAUCCCGGCCAACGAGUUGGUCUUCACGACGACAAUACUCCCUCUUCCACCAACUCCGCCGACUUUCAUCCCUACGGUGCCUCUCAUCAUUCCCACCCAUUGUCGAGUGUCUCAAUCAAUCAUUCCCAUCUUCAUUCCGUUGUCUCCGAAAAUCCUGACUACCAUAAUAUGGAUGACGACAGCAUGAGCGGCGCAAGCGACCCUCCAAGCAUGGCAUCUCCGUUGACAGCUCUUCAUUCUGUACCUUCUGCUGAGCUUGAUAUGAAAUGCAAGCGCAUCAAUCUGAGACCGCAAGCAUUCUCGUGCUACAAAGAUGGAUAUGCAUCUAGUUCCAUCUUGGUUCGGACUUGGGUCUGCAUCUCAACAGUCGUUGUUGCACCUGCUGAGACAGAUAUGAAUGCCAGCAGUGGUUCGGACUUGGCUCUGCAUCUCAUGGUGCUGGUGGCGACAAGCUCAAGCAGGGAAAACGAGAAACGAGCAAAGCAGGGUCAGUUAAGGGCUUGUUAGGUGAACAGGGUUUGCAUGAUGGGCGUUGAUUAGUUCUGGAGUCCAGAGUUGAGGCGAAAACCGCCAGCGCGCGAGGAGUUCUCUCAAGCUGUGCUCCAUCACAUGGAACCUAUUGUAAUUCGUUGACAGGCUGGCAGCGGAAACACUGCGAUAUUGGCCAAUCAAGUGGAGAGGGAGGGAGGGUAGUAUUGCACUACGUAGUCGAUUCUGCCUUGGGGGUUAGCCUGCCAUGUUAGUAUGUGUGGGAGACAUGGGUCGUCUCAUCUCCCUCACCCUGCAACCAUAUUGAUUGCUUCUCCCGCAAUUGUAGUGAUGGGAAGAGUUGGAGUGGGAGUGCACGCAGGGAAUGGAUGGCCAUCUCCAGACGUUGGACAGACGGGGCCACGUUUUGUGUCCCUCUCUGUGUGCGGAAGGUGCACGAGACGUUGGGUACGGACGAUAUUGGGUAGGGUCUACUCAUCUCUGUCACCCUGCAAUUGCAUUGAUCCCUUCUCCUGCAAAGAGCAAGAGAAGCUCACCUGUUGCUAUGGCAGAAGCUCUUCUCGCCACUGAGUCGCUAGUAAUGGUGCAGUUGCUCCUGGCUGGCAAGUCGUGCUUCUUCACAUAGUUGAUGAUUUUCAGUCGUAGAUCAGUGAUUGUGACCUUAGUGCUUAGUGAUGGGGAAGAGUUGGAAGAUGGAGGCCACAGAGGGAAUAGAUGGGUGGCCAAUGCCGGACGUUCGACAGACAGGGGGUACGUGUUGUGUCACUCUCUGUGUCGGGAAGGUGCACGAGAUGUCGGGUACGCACGGCAUCGGGUAAGUCGGAACCUUAUACGAUUGGUGUUCACAUAGUGAGGAAGAUUUUCUAAUCAUCUCUCCGCUCAGCGAACGCCAGUUCGCAAAAAGCUUCUCACUUCCUAUGCAGGCUGGAGCUGGAGGAAUGACCUGUCUUGAAUGUGUCUUCGUAUUUUCAUCUCGAGCUCCCGCUUACCCUGGCAAGCAAGCACUUUUGUCCAUUGAUUGGCAUUGCGCCAAGGUCACACACGGGUUCAUAUCCUCUCGGCUGCCUGAGCAGCUGACACAAGGUAGCCAGCCAUCCAAGACAGGCGUGAAGGUACAUCGGGUGGCGGGCUGUCAAUACCGAUGUGCGAAGGAAUCAAACAAGAACUUAAGUGCUUUUUUUUUUUUUUUUUUUUUUUUUUUUAAGCAGCUGUCUUCUCCUCUCGUAUGGGGGACAGCUGUGUGUGUUUUCGCUACACAAUUCUCUUCUCUGAGUUCUCUCAAUUGUCUUACGCUAACUAAUCAUCCAUCUCGCAGGGCUUAGGAGCGAGCAGUGCUUUCAAGGCUUAGGGUGGAGCACUACUUAGCCUAUGUGGUUUUUCUGACAACGCCCUAGUAUACUAGAUUAACCUAGAGAUGUCGAGCAAGCUACUAGGGUUAUGGGUUUCACCUAUCUACCUACGGGACACUUUCGUCCCCGAUCUAUCCCAGCCUACCUAUCUAUCCGCUCAGGGUUGAGCCUUCCCAGCUGAGCCUAUCCCCUCAGGGUUGACUAACGUGGAUGGAAGAGGCAUUCUCCAAGCUCCCCUAUCAGGUCCUACUAAGGGGGGGGCGAACCGUCGAUCUCAGGUGGUGGGCCCCACAGCGUGCAGCAGGGGCCGUGGGGAGCCAAAUGGAUGCCAUGUCGUAGGGAAGCGAACCCGUGACAUUACCGAGUGAGCUAGGCCGCCGCCCUUCUACGUAAACUAUUUUGUUUUUUUCACCCCCUCCCCUCCCCCCCGCCCCCCCGGGUUGUUUUUUGCAAGCCUGUGUAACAAGGUAUGCAAGCCGUGUGGUUUUGUUUUUUCACCCCCUGAGCUCUGCUUCGUCUUUUGUACGUUCAGUCACUAUGUGGAUUGCUGCAGCUUCGCAGCUCGUUUGGCCGGUGUACAAUCUCUCUGCCCAGACUUUGUGGUAGCUGUAUUCUUGACUAUAACAGUAUAACUUCUAUUAAUAAACCGCAUAGUCUUGUCGAUCAAACACACCUUUCUGCUCCAAGAGCUCUGUCUUCGUUCACACCUCACCUCACACUCCUUCACUGAGGUGGGAGGAAAAAGAUCUGCCUUAUGGCCUUUGCCGAUUUCACCGGUUGCUAGAUGGUCAUCGUGGAGAAGGUCCCGGGGGUGUGCACUAGGCUAUUAGGUCGAUUUGCUAGUGUGCCACUGUUCAGCAGACAUCUGUCUAAGAGUAUCGUAUCUGCUGAUCAUUUGGAGUUCGACUUGGAUGUUUGUUUGGCAUGCGGACGAACAAUUUUUUUUUUGUGGUAGUGGCAUUGUUCGGCUGAUAGAAAUGUGUGCUCUAAUUCCAUGUUUUGCAGCUGGAAAUAUCUAAUCUAUGUGGCGGCGGCACAUAUGAACCACCUCUGUGCACAAGUAGGCUGCAUUUGGUAGGCAGGGAUGGCAGAUUCGCGUCCGUUUGCCUUAGUAGAAAGGAGGCAGGCAUUCUGUUCUAGCCUUUAGGGAAGAGCUAUGAGAUGUAUGGUUUGUUUUCCCUCAUUAAAAAAAUUCCAGAAAACAUUUAUUAACAAAUUCACCAUUUAGAC